AUGGAGCUGACCGUUCUGGAUUACUUAGGUCUGCCUGAAGGCAGCAUCCUGUCGGUACGCUCGGGGCCGACCCGUCGCCAGAGCCCUUUGCCUUGCUCGGCCCCCUUCAGGUUGCCGCCUGGACCCUGGCCUUUACGCAUCGAUGUCCUGGGGCUCCUUGGGAAGUCAUCUUCUCACAUCAAUUUGACUUCGGGAGAGAACGGCCUGUGCCGGCUGCCUCUGGAGGGCAAAGAUGGGCAAUCAAUGAGCGUAACCUUCCAGAUCUGUGCAGAAGGAGGCCCCAGGCCAAAGACCUACCCGGUCUCCGUGGGUCGUUCAAGGGUCGGAACGGGCGGUGAGAUGCCCGCCGUGAAGAAGCGAGAUGCAGAAGCCGAUGCCAGGGCCUACUUGGACACACACCGUCUGCACGAGUUCAUGCAUGGGCUCUUCGAGUUGCUUUUGCGGGAGCGCCCGGAAGAUCCCUACAGCUUUAUGGCCAUGCGCUUUCGUCAGGCUGCCGCAAUGGAAGCCAGGUCGCAGGAGGGCGCGGGAACGCCUGGUGGACUCAAGGUAUCCCGAAGCUCUGUCUCCACAGCGCCCACCAGCGCCACAUCUCUCAGCCUCUCUCCCACACGGGAUUCGGCGUUGGCGACUUCUGCCAGUUUUGGAGAGGUGCCUGAGGGAGCCUUCAAGGUGCUGGUGCGGAGCAUGCGUGGCCGAUCGGUAGCAAAACUCGUGGUGGCUCCUGGGGAGAAGGUUGGGUCCAUCAAGCAGCGCCUGCACACAGCCACUGCCGCCGCCGUCUCCUCGCUACAGCUGCUUUGGCUGGGUGAGCUGCUGCCCAACGACUCCACUUUGGAGGACUGGUAUGUGGAGCCUGGCCUGGUGGUGCUGAACGUUGUCUCCUCGCAAAAGGAGCCAAAGGUGCAGCAUAUGAUCUCUGGGGCCAGCGAAGGCGGGAUGAGGCUUUGGAAUGCGGCUGAUGCUGAGAAGGUGAAAGACAUGGCCUCUGUUGUGUCAUCUGCAAUCCUUGCGGUGUCUGCUAACUGGGACCGAAUGCGCGUGGUUUGCACGACCUCUGACGGUCGCAUGCAGCUCUGGGAUCUGAGUGAUGGCAGCUGCCUCAACAGCGUCGUGGCACACCAGGAUGAGGCCGGCUGCUUGGCAGUGGACUGGGCUGUGGAGCAGGCGUUGACGGGAUGCAUUGCAGGGGCAGCCAAGCUUUGGUGCCUCAAGACCUUCCGCUGCCUGAAAGUCUUGCCAUCAGAAAGCGCAGUUGACUCAUUCUCAGUUGAUUGGCGUGCACGCAGGGCCUGUGGGGGCCUGCGGAGCGGCUGUGUGCGGCUAUGGGACUUGGACUCAGCAGAGGUGCUGGGUGACUUCGUGCGCGGUGCUGAGGCAGCCAAGGAGUCGGGAACAGCUGUCAGCGGUACAGCAGUGGACUGCGCCGGUCGCCGUGCCUUAAGCGGCUUCGAGGAUGGGCAUUUAGCGUACUGGCACUUCGAUGCAGGUGGCUCGGAAGCGGACUCUCGCAAGCUAGCUGCAGCGCCGAAGAUCUUUCUGGCACAUUAUAGCGCCUUAAGGAGCCUUGCGGUGCAGUGGGUUGCAAAUGGCGACAGCCGAGCCCUGGUUGGCUCAGAUGAUGGGAGCCUCUCGCUCUGGCGCAUUGACACCUCGGAGUGCCUGGCAAGGUUUGCUCGGCACAUUGGCUUCGUGUGGGCUCUUCACGCCGACUGGGCCAGGGAGCGCGCGGUAUCAGGGGCAUUCGAUGGCUGCCUCAAGCUCUGGGAUCUCCGAACAGGCGAAUGCCUGCGCACGAUUCAAGCUCACUCGCGGCCUGUCAGGAGUGUCUGCUGUGGGUGA
This is a messenger RNA of Symbiodinium pilosum, 1842 nucleotides long. The record is from the annotation of a GenBank genome assembly. Lineage: Eukaryota; Dinophyceae; Suessiales; Symbiodiniaceae.